AUGUGUCUUUCAGCAGCAUGGAACACCCCGAACCUUAACACUGACAGACAAAACAGCCACCACACUAAGCAGCCCCUCAGCCCCAUCCACGGGCUGCCCGGCUGGGGAGGCCAGUCCCCUACCGAGUCCUCCCAGCUCAACGGAGAUGCAGGGAGCUCCGUCUGGGGCAACGGAGACACCAAGACAUCCGCUGACUCCUCCAAGAACUCAGGCUGGGACUCGGCACCCUCCGGAGGCACGUCCGGCUGGGGCUGCUCUGGCAGUGGAGGCGGCGGGAGUGGAGGUGGAGAAGGAGGCUGGGGAGGAGACUGGGGGAAGCCAUCCAGCGGUGGAGGAGAGGCCAAAGGAGGCUGGGAUUCCUCAGAUGGCCCAGCCCAGGACCAGCAGGUGAGCUCCUGGGGCCAGCCAACCCCGGCCCCGCCUAGUGAGGGUAGCGGGAGCGGCGGCAGCGAGGGGCGCUCCCACCGCAGGGAGAGGACUGGCAGCGAGGACGGAGGCCCCCCUCCCCUGCCCCGGCAGGACCUGGAUCCCCGCGUGCUCUGCAACACAGGCUGGGGCCAGACGCCCGUCCGCCAGCACACCUCCUGGGAGAUGGAGGAGCAGCGCGCCGCCAACGAGAGGAAGACCAGCGAGAUGAAGGGAGGCGGUGGAGGGGACACCUGGAGGGGCUCCAACAGCCCCUCUUCCGGAUCCCAACCGGAUCCCCGCAACGGGGGAGCCAACCCCAACCUGGGACCAUCUCAGAGGCCAGGUUCAGGGGGCUCUGGAGGCAAGAGCGAGGGCCCAUCAGGCUGGGGAGGCCCUCCACCCUCAGGCUGGGGGGAGCAGCCUGUCAACAAGGCCCCCAAUGGUUCCGUCGGUGGCUGGGGGGAGCCCAUGGCCCAAGGCCCCAACACCACAAACAAUGGCCCCAAGAGUGGAGGUCAAUCCUGGGGUGUCCCUGAGGAGAAGUCCUCCCCUACCUGGGACGACGGGCCAGCCAAGACCCAGCAGAACCAGUCCCAGAGCUGGGGAGAGGGGCCAAAGUCCUCCUGCCAAGGCUGGGGCUCCGGCCACGGAAGUGGCAGCCAUGGCUCCAAUGGGUCCAACGGCUCCAAUGGAGGAGAGUGGAGAGAACCGGACGAGGUGAAGAAGAAUGGAUCCUCCAGCAGCAUGUGGGAAGGAGAAGGAGGAAAUGGACGGAGGAGGAGGAGGGUGGAAGGACAGCCCCAGAGGAGGUGGAGGAAAUGGGGGCGGCUGGGCGUCGAAGCCUGCCCCUGCUGUUGGGGUGGUGGCUGGGGGGAGACCCAGCACCCCAAUGGCCCAGCACCAGGAUGGGGCUCCAAGCCCCAGGAAAGCCCCAACGGCCCAGCACCAGGAUGGGGCUCCAAACCCCAGGAAAGCCCCAACAGCCCAGCACCAGGAUGGGGCUCCAAGCCCCAAGAAAGCCCCAACGGCCCAGCACCAGGAUGGGGCUCCAAACCCCAGGAAAGCCCCAACGGCCCAGCACCUGGAUGGGGCUCCAAACCCCAGGAAAGCCCCAACGGCCCAGCACCAGGAUGGGGCUCCAAGCCCCUGGAAAGCCCCAAUGGUCCAUCCCCAGGAUGGGGCUCCAAGCCUCAAGAAAGCCCCAACGGCAACAGUGUUGGAGGUGGACCAGGAGGAGGCAGCAUGGGGUCCUGGGGCGGCCCUGCAUCUGUGAGGCAGAGUUCCAACCCCGGCUGGGGCCCGGGGAGCUCCGGAGCCAAACCCGACCCAGCGAUGGAGCCCACCGGCUGGGAGGAACCCUCUCCUCCCUCCAUCCGCCGCAAGAUGGAGAUAGAUGACGGCACGUCCACCUGGGGAGACCCCAGCUCUUACAACAAGACCGUGAACAUGUGGGACCGGAACAACCCCACUGGCGGUAACGGUAACCAAGGCAACAACCCCACCCAGCCGCCGACCAGUAAGGGCAACGGAGGCAUGGCCGUCAACAGCAACAACAACCACUCCUCCGUCCCCCCUAGCAACAACAAUCACCAUCACCACCACGGACAGCCCCCGCCACACAGCCAGCACCAUGGCAACAACAAUGGAUCUCCCAACACCGCCGCCCCGCACCACGGUGGAGGACCCCAGGGCAGACCACCAAUGGCCAACCCAGGCUGGGGCGAGCUGCCCAGUGUCCAGCAGCCCAAGCCAGAGCCGGCGUGGGGGGAGCCCGCUGGCCCUUCUCCUGCAGUGGACAACGGCACCUCUGCCUGGGGUAAACCCCCUGGUGUUCCUGGAGGCUGGGGCGAUGGGGGGCACGGGGGGCACGAGCCCAAUGGACCCUACAGGAGGGGCAACAACGGACCCUCUGGACCUGCACCCUGCAAGCCAGCCCCCAAAUCUAUGCAAGAUGGCUGGGGAGGCGGGAGAGAGGAGGAGAUGGGCAUGUCUUCUGGCCAAUGGGAUGCUGACGCUGGCGACAUGUGGAACAGCCCUGCCUCCCAGGAGAGCAGCUCUUCCUGUAAUUCGUGGGGCCAUCCGCUCAAGAAGGGCCCACCCAAGGGCAAGAUGGGCAACCAGCCAGAUGAAGCCUGGAUCAUGAACCGUCUCAUCAAGCAGCUCACUGACAUGGGCUUCCCGAGGGAUCCUGCCGAGGAGGCUCUGAAGAGCAAUAACAUGAACCUAGACCAGGCCAUGAGCGCUCUGUUGGAGAAGAAGACCGAACUGGACAAGCGGGGCAUGGGCAUGUCGGACUACAACAACGGGAUGAACAAGCCGUUGGGUUGCCGUCCCCAGGCCUUCUCCAAAGACCCCUCCUCGGACCGCAGCCCAUUCCUAGACAAGGAUGGUGGUCUGUCAGACGACGCCCCCCCCUCACCGUUUAUGCCUUCUCCUGUCAGCCUGAAGCUCCCCCUGGUUAACAACCUGCAGCCUGGGCAGGGCCUGGGCUCCCCGGGGCUCAACAUGCAAAACUUGAACAACAGACAGAUGCAGAGUGGAAUGUUUGGCAGUAGCGGAGCAGCACUAUCCCGGGCCAUGCAGCAGCCUCCUCCUCAGCCGUCAGUGCCGCCUCUCGGCUCCUCCCAGCCUAGUCUACGCGCUCAAGUGCCUCAGUUUCUCACCCCUCAGGUUCAAGCACAGCUCUUGCAGUUUGCCGCAAAAAACAUUGGUCUGAACCCUGCACUUUUAACCUCACCAAUAAACCCUCAACAAAUGACCCUGUUGUACCAACUUCAGCAACUGCAAAUGGCGUACCAGCGUUUACAAAUCCAACAGCAAAUGAUGCAAGCUCAGCGCAACGUCUCCGGCCCCAUCAGACAACAAGAGCAGCAAGUAAGAGGCCCCUGUUUCAACCCCUAUACAUUCUCAUCACUAUGUGUGGCCCUCUGGACAGACCCAGACCCAGUCCAGCCCCCAUUCCCCCCACGCAGCCGCCACCACUCCUCUGCUCGGUAA
Molecule: messenger RNA, 3405 nt
Organism: Coregonus clupeaformis (lake whitefish)
Lineage: Eukaryota; Metazoa; Chordata; Actinopteri; Salmoniformes; Salmonidae
Product: trinucleotide repeat-containing gene 6C protein-like
Exons: 10
Coding region: 1-3405 (1134 amino acids)
Biological process (GO): miRNA-mediated post-transcriptional gene silencing; positive regulation of nuclear-transcribed mRNA poly(A) tail shortening
Cellular component (GO): P-body; nucleoplasm
Molecular function (GO): protein binding
Source: RefSeq, a predicted model, not a curated record